Onychomys torridus (southern grasshopper mouse) is the source of this 837-nucleotide messenger RNA. RefSeq names its product vestigial like family member 1 (gene Vgll1). The record is from RefSeq and is a predicted model, not a curated record. Gene Ontology annotation, cellular component: nucleus. The transcript has 4 exons. Gene Ontology annotation, biological process: regulation of transcription by RNA polymerase II. Lineage: Eukaryota; Metazoa; Chordata; Mammalia; Rodentia; Cricetidae. Bases 1 to 837 code for a protein of 278 amino acids.
AUGGAAGACAUGAAGAAGACUGGUGUCCGCAUGCCCAAAAGCAGUCAAAAACCAGUAAAGGUGGAAUGGAAUGCCCGGUCUGUCGUUUUUACCUACUUCCAAGGGGACAUCAGCAGUGUGGUGGAUGAGCACUUCUCCAGAGCUCUGAGCAAGCUCAAGAGGCCCCAGGAAUGGAGUUCCUUGAGCCAGGGUGACAAUGUGAUCCUCAGGAAUGGGACAUGUGUCACCAAUCACAUGGACAAAGAGCACAAAGUAAAAUCCAUUCAAACUAAAUGUUCAGGACAGAUGAAAGAGGUGCCCAUGGAGGGAAAGGGCACCAAUAGCAGCAUGCCCCCGAAUCAGUGGCGUCUCACUUCUUCUUGGACAAAGCCACGGCCAGAAGCAUCUCUUGCACAUGGUGCCACCAGCAGCAGCAGCAGCAGCAGCAGCAGCAGCAGCAGCUUGCUUGAAUAUGGUCCUAAGGCUAUAGAUCAGUACCCACUGUCUAUGCCCAAGGCCCCCUCUGCACAUCCUCAAGAGCUGUGGCAUUUUUCCUCCCAAGAGAGGCCAGACUUCCUAGGGCCUGCCUACUCUCGUGCCUUUCCUGACAGGCAUCUGGCUCCAGAGGUCUACCCUGAUGGGAGACGUGGGUCCUUCCUACAUUUCCUCCAGCAGGAUAGAUACCUAAACCGUCCUCUGGAACCUGCCACCAGGGAGAACCGCAACCCUGCCAAGAUAGCCAGAAGCACAGGAUUGCUCAUGAACCUGCCUUCCAACUCAGACCACUGUAAGGAAAUGCUUACAGAUACUUGCAAGGUCACUGUGGUUAUGGUCAGUUGGGAUGACAUGAGGGACUAA